Messenger RNA from Parasteatoda tepidariorum (common house spider), 2670 nucleotides. RefSeq names its product anoctamin-5. The record is from RefSeq and is a predicted model, not a curated record. Gene Ontology annotation, molecular function: protein dimerization activity; chloride channel activity. Gene Ontology annotation, cellular component: plasma membrane. Gene Ontology annotation, biological process: chloride transmembrane transport. Lineage: Eukaryota; Metazoa; Arthropoda; Arachnida; Araneae; Theridiidae.
GAUUAUGAACUUGCAGAGUGGGGACCUACUCAUUUAUUUUUUGAGUAUUUAGAGAUGAUCUUACAAUUUGGCUUUGUGACUAUAUUUGUGGCAGCAUUUCCUUUAGCACCCUUAUUUGCAUUGCUGAAUAACAUUCUGGAAAUUCGCCUGGAUGCAAGAAAAUUAGUUUGCUCUUAUAGAAGACCAGUUGGUGUUAGAGUGCAAAAUAUUGGCAUUUGGUAUCGUAUUCUGGACUCCAUUGGAAAGCUAGCUGUAUUAACAAAUGCCAUCAUAAUAGCUUUUACUUCUGAUAUGAUUCCUCGUCUUGUAUAUAGACUAUAUUAUUCCCCAGACUAUUCCUUAGAUGGAUUUGUUGAAUACACUUUAUCACGUUUCAACACGUCUCAUUUUAAUGUUGAUGUCAGACCCAUGCCAUUAGUUUUACCUGGCACAAAUCAAACAGUUAAUGUAUCCGUAUGUAGAUAUCGUGAUCAUAGAAGUCCACCAGAAUCUCCAGACAGAUAUGAAUUCAAUUUAGAAUAUUGGCAUUUACUUGCAUGGCGUUUCGGAUUUGUCUUGAUAUUUGAAAGCAUUGUUUUGAUGAUCACAACCCUAACUCGAUGGCUGAUACCAGAUAUCCCAAAGAAACUAAUGGAAAGAAUACGACAUGAAAACUUCAUUACUAAUGAAAUAAUGAUUGCUCAAGAAUUAAAGCGUGCAAAAGGUCUUUCUUCAAUACCAGAAGAAAAGAGUAAUUGUGAUCACGCCAAUUCUUACUCUUCCUACAGCAAUCCUAUCAUAAGAGAAGAACUUAUUUGAUGCAAAUUAAAAUUAGCUCAAUUUUUUAAGCUUGUUUUUAAUUCAUAACCUUAAGGCAGUGAUAUGGUUGCACCAAAAGUUCACAAGAGGUUGAAUUUCUCUAGGUAUCUAUUCUGUAUACUGCAGCAUAUGUUAAUAUAGAACUGUUGAAAAUGUAUUUCGUUUUUAAGGAUAUAUAACAAGUAUGUUCACCAAUUUUCUUACGUGUUUUAGUUUAAUUAUUCUUUUUUUAAUUUAUUGUUUUAAUAACUACACAUCUGCCUUAAGAUUUUUAAUGUGAAACAAAAUGUAAUAUCUGUGAUGUAAUAUUCAUCAGAGAAUAUACAAUUUAUUUUAAUCAAAGAGUUAAUGUACUCUAUUAAUAUUUAUUUUUAUAGUAGUAUCUACUGAAGAAUAAUGACAUAAAUAUUACAUCAAAAACUUUAAAUUGCACAGUUAUUGUACAUUUUUAUGGAUAAUGUAAAAUGUUAAAUUUUUGUUAGUUAUUAUUUUACUGAAUUUUACUUUUGUUAAAUAAGUUAUACAUAACUAUUUAAGAUAAUUUUUAAUAUAUAAUUGUUUGGAAAUGUUUUUAAUAUAUUUAUUUUCAGUACUUACUAUGUAAAUUUCUGUUCCUGUUUUCAAAUGUAUUGUUUUCAAUUUAUUGCCAUAUUAGAUAGCCUUUAAUGUGAAUUGCUAAUUUUGAUGAAAAUUUAAGUGGAACUAAGCAAUAUAGUGUGUUGAAUUAUAUUUGUGUGCUGUGUUAAGUAAAGCUUUUAUUUUGAAUGUUUCAUGUAAAUUUAUAGAAUUAAGCUGUGUAUUGCAAUUGCAUCUGCCUUGCCACAAAGUGUGUUAUAUGAGUGCAUCUUCAGAGCUUAUUUGUGUUGCAUAUAAUUUCACGUGAAAAAUGUUCGAGAAAUUAUUUUAAUGUAAUCACAUUUUAUCUUUCUAACAGUUCAAUUUGCUAACAGAAUUAUUUUCUCAAUGGUCACAUUUUUAUAUUGCACAUCUCUGAUGCAACACUGAAAUAAUAAUUGCCUUUUGAGUGUUUUGCACUGCUUUGCAUCUGCCUUGCCACAAAGUGUGUUAUAUGAGUGCAUCUUCAGAGCUUAUUUGUGUUGCAUAUAAUUUCACGUGAAAAAUGUUCGAGAAAUUAUUUUAAUGUAAUCACAUUUUAUCUUUCUAACAGUCCAAUUUGCUAACAGAAUUAUUUUCUCAAUGGUCACAUUUUUAUAUUGCACAUCUGUGAUGCAACACUGAAAUAAUAAUUGCCUUUUGAGUGUUUUGCACUGGCCAGAAGCUUAUUGAUAAAAUUUAUUUUUAUAAAUAGCAAUAUUUUAUCUCACAAUUAAUCUUAUUUGCUAACAUAUUUAUUUUGCGUAUGCUUACAUUUUUAUAUUGCAUAUCUGUGAUGCUUCAUUGAAAUAAUAGUUGCCUUUUGCACUAUUCUAAAGCUUAUUUUUACUUCCAAUCAAUCAAAGUAACUGUUAUAAGUGCAAUACCAAUAAAAUAAUAAAUGAAAACUAUGAAUCCACUAAAAGAUCUGUUAUUUUAUGUGUUCUUCCUUGCUCAAGAAAUUAAGGUGCAUUUUUUGUCUUGAUGUCAUGUGUUAUCAUUUUUUAAACAAAUUAAAAAUAGUCUUUCUAAAUAAUCAUACCUUUUUUUUAUCGUAUGUUUAAUUAUCAUGUUUUCGAGAUUUUUUAACAUGUUCUCAAAACCACCUCUUAAAUUUUUAGUAUAGAAAUGAAAACUUUUCCUGUGUUAAAUUCCAAAUGAAUCUGUUUUGAUAUUUUACUGUGAUGCUUAUAUUUUUAAAUGAUUCUCGUGUAAAAGUACAAUAUAUACUUUAUGAAAUUUUUAGAUAUUUCAAAAUAAAAAUGCAUUUGAUGAAAA